ACAUUUCCACGAAACUUUUGAGUAGUAUUUAGUUGUGGCAUGUUUCCUUAGUUUUUGAUGUCAAACGAAGUAGUGCCAGUGUGUCGACACAAGACUUGAUUUAGAUAGAACGACGCGGGAUUAUCGCGUAUGCAUUCCUGGGAUGGCUCCUGGAAUGACCUGGCUAAUAGCAUGGCCUCCAAGAUCUUACACCGGAUCCGGCGUACAAUUGUGAAAGAGGGAAAUGAAGAAGGGACGCAGCAGGAAAAGACUGAAGAAUUUCCUGAAAUCUCAGAAUUGGUUGAUGACAUGGAAGGCCUGUCUACUCACUUGAGUGGAAAAUUGAGUUUUGGGAGUGAUCCACUUUAUUCAAAUAUUGAAGAAAUGUGUCCUGAAGAGGAAGACAUGGUAUUCGUUGAACAUGAAGAUGAUUAUGAUGACGAAAGUCUGAAUGAGCCCCGUAAUGAAGGUAAUUCAGGAUGA
Messenger RNA from Protopterus annectens (West African lungfish), 462 nucleotides. RefSeq names its product sorting nexin-21-like. The coding region runs from base 130 to 462 and encodes 110 amino acids. The record is from RefSeq and is a predicted model, not a curated record. NCBI's taxonomy places the organism in Eukaryota, Metazoa, Chordata, Ceratodontiformes, Protopteridae. The transcript has 2 exons.